AUGAACGGCACAAAUGGCACAAGACCUCCGAGGCCCUUGAAAGCAGGAAUCAACGUUCCACUCGUGGCCUUCUUCCAUCCAGAAACAGAAGACAUAGACAUCGAGGCUACUAAGAAACAUGCUAUUCGUCUGGCGCAAGCAGGCCUGACUGCCUUGACUGUCCAAGGCUCGAAUGGCGAGGCUGUACAUCUCACCCGGGAGGAACGAAGUCUCGUAACGUCUACCGUACGGCAAGCCCUAGACUCGGCAGGAUUCGAGCACAUCCCUAUCGUCGUUGGCUGUGCAGCACAAUCUGUUCGGGAAAGUGUUCUUCUCUGCAAAGACGCCUACAAUGCGGGAGGCGACUACGCUUUAGUCCUACCACCCUCAUACUACAAGGCAGCAUACACUGACAAGGUGCUGCUGGAUUACUUCCUGAACUUAGCAGAUGAAUCACCAAUUCCAAUUGUUAUCUACAAUUAUCCAGGCGCAGUGGCAGGCAUAGAUCUGAGCAGUGAUCACAUCACCACUUUGGCGAAGCAUCCCAAAAUUGUCGGUUGCAAGCUUACAUGUGGUAACACUGGAAAGCUCGCUCGGAUCGCCUCUGCAGUCAAUGCUGCAACAUCGACGUCAGAGAAUUCAGGGUGGAUGUGUAUGGGCGGAUCCGCAGACUUCACCCUACAGACACUGAUCGCUGGUGGUAGUGGUAUUAUUACGGGACUUGGCAAUGUUGUACCCAAGGCUUGUGUCAGGGUUUUUGAUCUCUACAAAGCUGGCAAGGUAGCUGAAGCACAGAAGUUGCAGGCUAUUGUGGCCAGAGGCGACUGGGCUGUCAUAUCUGGUGGUGUAGCAGGUCUUGAGGCUUGGUAUGGCUAUGGUGGUAUUGCUAGACGACCACUGCCAAAGCCGUCUCAGGAGGAUGUGGCCAAGUACAAGGACAUGUUAAAAGAGGUCGUUGAGCUUGAGAAUAGCUUGUGA
Molecule: messenger RNA, 957 nt
Organism: Lithohypha guttulata
Lineage: Eukaryota; Fungi; Ascomycota; Eurotiomycetes; Chaetothyriales; Trichomeriaceae
Exons: 2
Coding region: 1-957 (318 amino acids)
Molecular function (GO): 4-hydroxy-tetrahydrodipicolinate synthase activity
Source: RefSeq, a predicted model, not a curated record